AUGGAGGCUCUUAUACUCGACGUCCCAGCCAAAACGGCAACCGUCAAAUCCAUCCCAAUCCCCUCGCCAGCUCCAAAUGAGCUCCUCAUCCGUGUCCACGCCAUCGCCCUCAACCCCGUAGACGCUCUCUACACAUUCCACCCUCUGGCCCUUCCCACGCAACAACGUACCGUAGGCAGCGACUUCGCCGGCACAGUUCACAAACUGGGCUCCUCCGUCUCAUCCCCCCAUCUCCAAGUCGGCACCCGCGUCGCUGGCUUCCUGCAAGGCGCAUGUUCCGUCAACGACCGACCCGGCGCCUUCGCCGAGUACCUCGUCGUCCCACACGACCUCGUCUGGCGGGUGCCAGACAGCAUGACUCUAGAGAGUGCGGCGAGCGUGAGUUUAUGCGCGCUCACAGCCGCGCAGGGGCUGUUUCCUAGAUUGGCGAUACGCGCCCCCUUUCCGUGGAACGAUGAAGUGUAUAGACCGAAUGGACUGCACGAGUCGUUGCGCGUGUUCAUCUACGGGGCUUCCACCUCUUUGGGCCAAUACGCUGCGCAACUCGUUCGUCUGGCCGCGAAAUCAAGUGAUAGACCCGCCGUGCUUUUCGCGGCAGCGAGUCCAGGCCGCCAUGCGAUGUUGAGGGCGCCGCCGUAUAGCUAUGAUGGGCUGGUGGAUUAUCGGGAUGAGGAGUGGCCGGGGAAGUUUUUGGAGGAGCAGAGACAGGCGAGAGUCGAUUAUGGGGUGGAUUGUAUUUCGGAGGGGGAGUCGGUGAAGAGGGUUUCGAAGGUCGUUAAUCCUACUGGGGGUAUGGCUGUGUUUCGGUCGAGAGCUGGGAAGGCUUGGACGGCGGAGGAGGGGGAGCUGCCUUUUGAGCCGAUUUAUGGCGCUGUUUGGGAGGGGUUGGGGGUGGAGAUCGAAUAUUAUGGCUUUACUGUACCGGCUUCAGCAAAAGCUCGUGAGUUUACAGUGGCUUUCUACUCUUUCCUGUCCAAUAUGGCCGGGACUGGUCUGGAGUUGCAACCUAACAGCAUCCGACUGAUGCCAGGAGGUCUGAAGAAUGUUGUAAAUGAUGGAUUUGCCCUCCUUGGGCCUGGUACCAUGGGUGAUAGGAGUAAUGCUAGGACUGAAGAUUAUAUGAAGCCAAUCAGUGCUGAGAAGUUGGUGUAUAAAUUAGUUGACGAAUGA
Messenger RNA from Glarea lozoyensis ATCC 20868, 1170 nucleotides. Its product is annotated as GroES-like protein. The record is from RefSeq and is a predicted model, not a curated record. NCBI's taxonomy places the organism in Eukaryota, Fungi, Ascomycota, Leotiomycetes, Helotiales, Helotiaceae. The transcript has 2 exons. The coding region runs from base 1 to 1170 and encodes 389 amino acids. Gene Ontology annotation, molecular function: oxidoreductase activity, acting on NAD(P)H.